AUGACUUCUCAUCCUGAUUUCGGCCAUGCCACCAAGGCCAGCGAGGUAGCAGACACAUUCGCAAGCCAAAUCAAAGGCCGCGUUGUCGUCGUCACCGGCGUCUCCCGCGGCGGCCUCGGCGGGGCGACGGCCCUCGCCUUCGCGCGGCAGAACCCAUCCCUCCUCAUCCUCGUGUCGCGCACGCAGUCCAAGCUCGACGACGUGAUAUCCGACAUCCGCGCGGCCAACCCGUCGCUGCCCGCGGCGGCCGUCACGUCGGUGCUCGUCGACCUCACGUCGCAGGCGACGGUGCGGCGGGCGGCGGCGGACAUCAAGGCGCUGACCACGCGCAUCGACGUGCUCGUCAACAACGCCGGCUUCUUCCUCGAGCAGCGCACCUACUCGCCCGAGGGCAUCGAGAGCCAGCUCGCCGGCAACCACAUCGGCCCGUUCCUGCUGACCAACCUGCUGCGGGACGAGCUCGUCGCCGCGGCCGCGGCGGAUGGGAAGAAGGAAGCGGGCGCGACGCGCGUGGUCAGCCUCACCAGCGAGGGCCACCGCGUCCAGCCGUUCCGGUUCCACGACCACAACAUCGAGGGCAAGCCCGUGCCGGCCGAAGAGGAGAUGCGGCCGAUGCCGGACGCCAUGCCCAAGGCGCUGGUCGAGCCGCGCGACGGCUACGUGGGGUUCUCCGCGUACGGGCAGAGCAAGACGGCGAACGUGCUGUUCACGGUGGGGCUGAACGAGCGCGUGUUGAAGGGGACCGGGGUGGUGGCGUACGUGGUGCAUCCGGGGACCAUCUUCACCGAGGUCGGCAGGAGCGUGGAGUCCCAAGACGCGCUGGAUAGCUUCUUGGGUGCGCUCAACCCCAAGGCGAGCACCGAUGAGGGUGCGGCCACGACCAUGGUUGCCGCGCUGGAUCCUGCGCUGAAGGAUGUCAAGAGCGCCAGCAGCAUCUACCUCGAUGACUGCCAGCUCAAGGAUGCGGAACCCUAUGCGGUUGAUGUGGAGAUUGCGGACAGGCUUUGGAAGUUUAGCGAGGAGUUGGUGAAGCAGACUUUCUGA
Diplodia corticola is the source of this 1044-nucleotide messenger RNA. Its product is annotated as short-chain dehydrogenase reductase sdr. The record is from RefSeq and is a predicted model, not a curated record. Bases 1 to 1044 code for a protein of 347 amino acids. The transcript has 4 exons. NCBI's taxonomy places the organism in Eukaryota, Fungi, Ascomycota, Dothideomycetes, Botryosphaeriales, Botryosphaeriaceae.